Messenger RNA from Saccharomyces eubayanus, 1725 nucleotides. RefSeq names its product phosphopantothenoylcysteine decarboxylase complex subunit CAB3 (gene CAB3). The record is from RefSeq and is a predicted model, not a curated record. Gene Ontology annotation, molecular function: phosphopantothenoylcysteine decarboxylase activity; FMN binding. The transcript has a single exon. Lineage: Eukaryota; Fungi; Ascomycota; Saccharomycetes; Saccharomycetales; Saccharomycetaceae. Gene Ontology annotation, cellular component: phosphopantothenoylcysteine decarboxylase complex. Gene Ontology annotation, biological process: coenzyme A biosynthetic process. The coding region runs from base 1 to 1725 and encodes 574 amino acids.
AUGACGGACGGAAAAGCAAACUCAGUUCAGAAUAUGAACGGAAAACAGGGAGCUAACUUGGCCUCAUCUUUGCCUACUACACAAGUACCGGUUUCGAUAUUGACUAACAAGGAGAAAAGCAAAAACCUUCACGAUGAGUCAAAUGUGGAAGGAUCUAAUAACAACGACGAUCAAUCGAGGUCUAAUUCUAAUAGAAGAAAUAUUUAUAAAAACGACUUUAGUACGAAUUUGAGAGACUUUUGUUUUGCUGAUUUGAAACAGAGUAGCGAAAGAACCAGAGAUGGCCAUGAUAUAUAUGUUAACACGAAUGUGCCAUCGAAUAACGGCCAGCAAAAUAGCUUCUCACCUUCUUUGCCUUCUGCUGUUUCAUUCACGGUGCCAGAGGUGGAAAGAAUGCCCCAUCAUAGAUAUUCAAUUUCGAAUAAACCCGGGAAACAGCAAAUGCAGCAACAAGAGCAACAACAAAAGGAACAACUACAGGAGAAACUUCGUCAAGAAAAACAACAAGAGAAAGAGGUGAAGCAAAUACAAGAAGAAGUGCAGAAAAAACAAAUUGAAAGACAACAACUAAUAGAAAAAAAGGAAAGGAUAGCGAAUGUCAUAUUUAAGGAGAAGACAACCAAAGACGAUGGGAACUGUAAUAAAACUCCCGUACCAGAUGGAGCAGACAAAUGUGACGAUGAAGUGGACUCACCUUCUAUGGAGAAAAAUUCUAUCGUUCACAUGCCUGGUGAUUUUAUUUAUUUCAAUCCUAAGCCCAACGCUUCUAAACCGAUGGACGCCAAGGUGGCACAAUUAGUGGCUAACAGCAGCUCUAUGCAUAAAAAUAAGGAGGUUAUUGCACCACCCACGGGACCACGUGUGCCCUUUACAGAGUUUUUCCAAAAGGAGGACGACAAAAAGUUCCAUAUCUUGAUUGGCGCCACGGGGUCAGUUGCUACAAUAAAAGUGCCCUUAAUUAUUGACAAGUUAUUCAAGAUAUACGGGCCGGAGAAAAUUUCGAUUCAGUUGAUAGUGACAAAGCCCGCAGAACAUUUUUUGAGAGGGCUAAAGAUGUCUACGCACGUCAAAAUCUGGAGGGAGGAAGAUGCAUGGAUAUUUGAUACUGUAAACAAGAAUGACGCUAACCUAAAUCUGAACCUUAUAUUACAUCAUGAACUGAGAAAAUGGGCCGAUAUUUUUCUAAUCGCGCCCUUGUCUGCCAACACGUUGGCUAAGUUGGCCAAUGGUAUAUGCAACAACCUGUUAACUUCUGUGAUGAGAGAUUGGUCACCGUUGACACCAGUUUUGAUUGCACCUGCAAUGAACACUUUUAUGUACAUCAACCCCAUGACGAAGAAGCAUUUGACUGGGUUGAUCCAGGACUACCCAUUCAUCCAAGUUUUGAAACCGGUAGAGAAAGUGUUAAUCUGCGGUGAUAUUGGUAUGGGUGGCAUGAGAGAAUGGACAGACAUUGUGGAGAUUGUGAGGAGGAGAAUAAACGAGAUAAGAAAAGCCAGGGAUGAAGAGACGGGAGACAAAGAGCAAGAACAAGAAGAACAGGAGGGUAUUAACAACGGGAACGACGACGAAGAGGAAGAUGAAGAAGACGAUGACGAAGAGGAGGAGGCGACUCGAAACGAAACGGCCUCGGAUGAGAGCGAUGAUGAUGAUGAUGAUGAUGAUGACGACGAUGACGACGACGACGACGACGGAGACGGCGACAAAGGAGAGGGGGGGGACUGA